AUGAUUUUAAUUUUUUUUUCAAUUAUAGGUCUUAUCAACUUUAUUAAAUCAAAAUGUAGUCAUCAAUGCGGUUUACAUGAAGAAUAUAUAUGUGGACCAACUUGUAUUGAAACUUGUGAUUAUAAACCACAAAUUUGCACUGCAGAUUGUAGAUUUGGUUGCUUUUGCAAACGUAGAUAUAUUCGAAAGUCUAAUGAAACUGGUAGUCCUUGUAUUCUAAAGCACCAAUGUGUCAAGAACACGACAUUUUCGAACUGUGAUGAAAACGAAAUAUAUGAUCGAUGUGGUUCAUCAUGUCCACCAAAUUGUAAGGAUCUUUAUUACCCACAAAAACCCAAGUUCUGCACUUUACAAUGUGUUGCUGGUUGUUUUUGCGAACAAGGUUUAUAUCGUACAGAAAAUGAUAAAUGUGUCAAGCCAGAAGAAUGUUGUCAAGGUCAAAACGAACAAUAUACAAGUUGUGGUACGGCUUGUCCUGAAACAUGUGAUUAUAAGCCCGAAGUUUGUACAAAACAAUGUGUUGCAGGCUGUUUCUGCAAGCCUAAUUAUAUUCGUAAAGCUAACAAUACUAGCAGCCAUUGUAUCGAACGAGAUGAAUGUUAG
This is a messenger RNA of Rotaria sp. Silwood2, 603 nucleotides long. NCBI's taxonomy places the organism in Eukaryota, Metazoa, Rotifera, Eurotatoria, Philodinida, Philodinidae. The record is from the annotation of a GenBank genome assembly.